AUAAGAAUAGUAAAUAAAUGUGACAUUUAAAACGUUGUUUAUAUUCUUGCAACAAUCAUGUUGGGAAUCCUGCUCUUGUUGGCAUCUUCGUUGGCUUUGGCAACAACCCUCGAAUUUACUGACUGUGCAACCGAUAAAACCGCCACACUCCUGACUGUUCGUUCCCUAGAUAUAUCUCCAGCAGUAAUUCCGUUUCCGGGACAAAUUCAAAUCAGCACUUACAUAUCCAUUAACCACCCAAUAACUCACUUCUUUGUUGAUACUGUUCUUGAAAUACAGACAUUGGGAGUUUGGACGAAAAUACCAUGCAUAGGAUCAACAAGCAUUGGGUCAUGCCAAAACUUUGAUUUUAGAACUUUAUUGGAAAAUAUGCACAAUGGUACAUCAGUCAUAUCCAAUAGUUUUGGUCAGCAACUUAGUGCAAUUCUGCUGAAGGCAUUAGGGUACAAAGCGCGUUUUCCUUUAUAUCCAAAGGACGUCAUAAUUUGUCACGAGCCUCUCACUUUAAACGUUCCAACAGGCAUUUUAAAACUGAUUUUCCAAAAUGGAAGAACUUACAGAGUGACAAUUUCUGUUAAAGACGACCCGACCAUUCGGAGCAACCUUGGUUGUAUUCAAUUUAAGUUUCAAUUAGCGCAAAAAGUUGACCCUUACCUGGUCGGAUAAGACCUUGAGAAGAAAGAAGAAAGAAUUUGUACAUACACACAUUGAUUUAUGUCUGGUAAUCAAAACUUCAAGCGACAUAAUGUUCAUUUUAUUGUCUAGUUGAGCUUAAUUGACUGUAUAAAUUUUCAAAGGAAUAGUUAGUUAAAUGCUUAUUGACCGACAGUUGAUAUUUUAAUAUGAUUAGGAUAUGAAACUGCCUGGAGAAAAUGAGCUUAACAGAAAUAUCAAUAUCAAGUUCGCUUGUGUAUCAAAAUGUAAUGAUUUCUACUUACCAAAAUAUUUUGUACGUGCAUAUUGCCUACACAUUUGUUUUGAUAAAAAAAAAAUCAAAUGCGUGACAUUUUUAACAAUCAUCAUCUUAUCAUUUCACUAUUUUACUUUUUUAAUGUAUCAAAAGAUUCUAGGAAAUAGCUUUAAACCAUUUAGUAAAAGGAAAAAUAACUUAUAACAAACUUGUCUUUAAUAAAGUUAUGAAGUGAAUUAUUGUUUUAGAUUCAAUUGUUUGAUUUUAUUUUCAAUUGAUUUCUAGCGGUGCGACGAUAUAGCGAUUUACAGCGUCAGGCCAUACGCAAUUUUGUUAUCAUAAUAAUAAAAACAAAAAUUGCAUUGAUGCAAAGCAUCAAAGACGACGCCAAAAUAUAUUUGAUCAAGACCUGCACAUAAAUACUUAACAGAAGAUGUGUACUUUAUACCAGUACCUAUACAUGUGACCUGGAGGCUUUUGAAACUUGAACCCAAACGUAUAGACUUUGUCUUGCCAAGAUGAAAAGACAAUUUAGUCAAUUAACCAAUCACUAAAAUUCUCAUUCCAAAUGAGAGGAUUUCUUCAGGGUACCUGAGUCAUCAGCAUAUAAUGAAAAUGCUUAUUGCUUAGGGUUGCAGACAUGUCCUUGACAUAUAUUAGACAUAAAAGAGGACCUAAAAUGAACCCCCUGUCAGCUGCUGUCUGUCAAAGAUAAGACUUGAACCAUGUAAGAAUGUCAUUAUCUAUGGCAGAUACUUGAAGUUUCAUGUGCAUAAUAGCGUGAUCAACUGUAUCAAAUACCUUUUGUAGAUCUAAAAGUAUCAAACAUACUGCUUUGUCCAUUUCAAAUUUUAUACAAUCUGUUAAAUUAAUAAAACAUGUGUCAGUUUAAAAAACACUUCUAAAUUUACCCUGACUGAAACUGCCUGACCAUGACUCGAACUCAUAAAUGUCAGAAGACCAACUGAGCUAUCCGGCCGGCUACACAUUAUCUCUUUAGUAAUGAACAGUUCUAGACAACCAUAACAUAUUCACCCACUAAAUUGAUAUUUGUCCUAGAAUUUCUGAUGUUUACAGAGCAUAGAGAAUUAAACUCUGGUUUAUAUGAGAAAAUGUGCAGCCUGACCAAAGCUCGAGCCUGUGACCCAUAUAAUAAUGUACCGCGGCUGUAGCGAUUGGGCUAUCUGGCCGUCUACAGAUUUUUUAUCACCUAAAUAGUGAACAGUUCUAAACCGUGACAGAUGCAUUUAGAUAUUUUAAUUAAUAGGUAGAUUAAUUCUUAAUUAAUACAAAUAAGAAAAAGAAAAACUUACAUACCUAUUGUCUUAAUUAAAAUAACAAUUUAUAUGUUUUAUUUUUUUUUUUUUGCUAAAGAAGGGCGUAGACAGUUAUUGGUUGUGCCAUUAUUUGUAUCAGGUCAGUUUAAAAGUGAAUAUAACUGAACUAAUACAUGUGCAAUAUCUUAUUCUUUGUACAGAUAAAAAAGACUAACCUUUAUUUCUAGAUACGAAAUUUUAUGAAGGCUAAUUUGUGCCAUGCUGUAUUUUGCAUCAGAGGGCACCGGGCGUUAACAUAAAAAUACAACAAACAAACCACUUUCUGGUAUAUUUAUGUUUCCAUGUGGCGCCCGGUUACUUUUUGUAUUCCGUCGGUUUUCGUGUGGCACAAAUCACCCACUAUAAAAUUUAGUGUACAAAUUAUUCACUUGCAAGCAACAAUUUACUCUAUGAAAAGUCUGUAGUCGGGUUUACUCUGCCCGAUACCUGUAGGUUGAGACCGGUGUCCCUCUAUUACAAAAAUAUAAGACAGGAGCUGUCCUUUUCAAAAUAUGCAUAUGUUAGAAAAAAUUAGAAUUACAAUUCAUAAUAUGAUAUUUUUGAAACUUUAUAAUUUAUAUUGCUUGAUCCAAGUUUAAGGACAUUUUUUUCCCUUAACAGACCAGUACUGGCCUACUAGAGUGUGGAAUAAUAUCUAUAUUGUCAUGCAACCAUCCGGUGGAUUUACACCAUGGACCCUGUCAUCAGUACUAAUGAACACUAUUUUAACCUCAAGUCUAGAUAGGUCAUUAUGUUACCUGCCGAAACUCGCAAAUUCAGAAAAUAAGCCUCAACAUCCAGACUAAGUCACCCUUUACAAUAUUCCUCUUACUCCAUCAUAGAUACUAUUAUUAGCCAGCAAACCUAUAACAUGUAGACUUAUCAAUACAUGUAUUAUCAUUUAUAUUUUAAUGCAAUAGAAUAGAGAAAAUAAGAAUCCCUAAAGAAAGCCCAACACGACAAAAUUGAAAAUGUUGCAGGCUCGGUGUGAUUGAGCCUGUUCAUGGACGGUACUGUUUAGUGCAAAGUACCGUCCUCGCCCCCUGCACGGUUAGUGGUCAGUUCUACAGAGACUCCUGCUUGGUACACGUCGUUAACUACAUUAAA
This is a messenger RNA of Ruditapes philippinarum (Manila clam), 3333 nucleotides long. RefSeq lists its product as uncharacterized. Gene Ontology annotation, cellular component: cytoplasmic side of plasma membrane. Bases 58 to 666 code for a protein of 202 amino acids. Lineage: Eukaryota; Metazoa; Mollusca; Bivalvia; Venerida; Veneridae. Gene Ontology annotation, biological process: lipid transport; ganglioside catabolic process. Gene Ontology annotation, molecular function: enzyme activator activity; lipid carrier activity. The record is from RefSeq and is a predicted model, not a curated record. The transcript is spliced from 4 exons.